Penicillium olsonii is the source of this 1365-nucleotide messenger RNA. Lineage: Eukaryota; Fungi; Ascomycota; Eurotiomycetes; Eurotiales; Aspergillaceae. The record is from the annotation of a GenBank genome assembly.
AUGGCUGUUCGAACUGAAAGACCAACCCCUAGGUCAUUGUCACCGUCAUUGUCACUGUCUCCAGACGAAGGGUACCGAGAUACUACACCUGAGACCAACGGCGCAUCCGAAACAGGCGAUCCCCCAUCACACGCGGUUAACGUCUCGCCUCGAUGGAACGAGUCCAAAUCUACAUUAUGGAAACUGACUGCUACAUGCUGGUGCGCAAUGGUGAUGGGGUCGAACGACGCCGCCUACGGAGCCAUCAUUCCCUAUCUGGAGACUUACUACCACAAAAGCUAUACAGUGGUAUCACUGGUCUUCCUGUCCCCCUUUGUGGGCUACACUUUCUCUGCCAUCUUGAGCAAUCUGAUUCAUCAAAACUUAGGGAGGAGAGGAAUCGCCAUCAUUGCACCGAGCUGCCAUGUCACGGCUUUUGCAAUCAUAUCAGCUCACCCUCCAUUCCCUGUACUGGUAGUUUCCUACGUGCUCGUUGGCCUGGGAAGCGGCUUCCACAAUGCCGCGUGGAAUGUGUGGAUUGGAAACAUGGCCAACUCGAAUGAAGUGCUUGGAUUCUUUCAUGGGUUCUACGGAAUUGGAGCUACAAUCAGUCCCUUGGUCGCUACGACAUUAAUCACCAAGGCCGGAUGGCAGUGGUACUCUUAUUACUAUCUCAUGACUGGAGGCGCUGUCUUAGCACUAGUUUAUACUUCGGCUGCCUUUUGGCACGAGACGGGCAGCAAGUAUCAACGAGAGAAUGCAAGUCUGGCAGGUAAUGAGGGGGGUGCAUUAUCUCAGACUCGGAUCGCUCUUACGCACAAAGUGACGUGGAUAUGUGCCGUGUUUCUCUUCCUAUACGGAGGCAUCGAAGUGGCGAUCGGUGGCUGGAUUGUUGUAUUCAUGACCAACGUUCGACAUGGCGGCGCAUUUGAAUCUGGAAUGGCAGAGACAGGCUUCUGGCUGGGCAUCACUGUUGGUCGAUUCGUGCUGGGAUUUGUAUCACCGCGAAUCGGGGAAAAGCUCUCAGUCGCCAUAUACAUCCUGUGUUCCAUUGUCCUUGAGCUGGUCUUUUGGCUCGUUCCCGAGUUCAUCAUUUCCGCAGUGGCAGUAUCGCUUGUUGGCUUCUUCAUGGGCACUAUCUUUCCCGGGGUUGUCAUUGUUGCGACACGAAUGCUCCCGCGGAAUGUCCAUGUUGCCGCAAUUGGAUUUGCGGCUGCUUUCUCAAUGGGUGGUGGUGCUGUGUUCCCUUUCAUGAUUGGUGCUAUCGCUCAAGCUAGAGGGGUGACGGUCUUGCAGCCUAUUCUGCUUGCCAUGUUAGCUGUGGCUUUGGGGAUCUGGGCCACCUUGUUCCGGCUCCCUCAGCGAGAGUUGUCACACCAGGUCUGA